This is a messenger RNA of Chilo suppressalis (striped riceborer), 765 nucleotides long. NCBI's taxonomy places the organism in Eukaryota, Metazoa, Arthropoda, Insecta, Lepidoptera, Crambidae. The record is from the annotation of a GenBank genome assembly.
AUGGACUUCUGUAAUAAAGUCGUUGUUAUUACCGGUGCAAGUUCGGGCAUAGGUGCAUCGACAGCAAAACAAUUUGCCAGAGAGUGGGCCAAAGUAGUCCUGGUGGGCAGAAAUGAAAGCGCACUCAAAGAAGUCGCAACAGAAUGCGAGAAUGCAAAAGGAAUAAAACCUUUGAUCGUUAAAGCUGAGCUCAGCAACGAUGACGAAGUUAAAAACAUCGUUUCGAAAACUAUCGAAGCGUUCGGUGGCAUAGACGUGCUCGUAAAUAACGCAGGGUUUGGAUGUAAAGCUAGCAUUCACGAUGGAAUUGAACCAUUCGACCGUAUCAUGGCGACGAAUAUAAGAGCUGUUUAUCUCCUCACCAGUCUGUUUACGCCCUAUCUUGUGAAAAGUAAAGGUAACAUUGUGAACGUGUCAAGCGUAGCAGCGUUCAGGCCGAUCAAAGAUGUGGAUUUUCUGCCCUACUGUAUCUCUAAAGCUGCUCUGGACCAAUUUACUAGAUGCCUCGCCGUCGAACUAAGUAAGGAUGGUGUUCGAGUGAAUUCUGUGAAUCCUGGUGCGACAAGAACGCCUUUUGUGCAAGUUGCUGGAUUUAACAAGGAACAAGCGGAGGAAUUGUACAAAAUCCGCGACAAAGUUAUGCCUCUCGGAAAAGUUGCGGAGAGUGAAGAUAUAGCUGAUAUGAUUGUUUAUCUGGCUAGCAGUCGUGCUAGGAGCAUUACUGGUGCUCUUCAUGUGAUAGAUAAUGGUGAAAUCCUAGUGUAA